GAGGCGAUUGCAUUUGCGGAAAGUACAAGACAAAGCGCCGUGUAUGAAUCAAAUAUCAAUCAUGAUACCAAAUUCAAAAAAUCAGAAUAAUUAUUAGUCAAACCCUCCUCAUCCUUAGGCCGGAAAAGAUAAACAUCUCUGUUCCAUCUCCGGAGCCAUGAAGCUUCUCUUGGAGCUCAUAUUAUCGACAGUUUUGAUCGUAUGUGGUGGUCUCCACUCCCCCAAAGUACAAGCCUUCAAAGCGCCUAUUCGCCCCACAGACGUACUGCCGCUGCUGCCGAGGCAAAUUUCAUGGCCUAUACUGAACAAGCUCAAUAGCGCUGUUGACCUUCUGCCCUCGUUUGUGGGGGCUGCUUCCGCCACCAAUAAUUCUCUUUUGCAGUGGAAAGGAGCUUGCUUUUAUCAAAACACUGCGUGGCUGGUCUUCCAUAACAACAGCGGAAGUCAGUGGGGUGGUGGUACUCUCCACAUUAAGGUUAGCGAAGCCCAUAGUUGGACAUGUAUGGACCUUUAUGUUUUUGCAACUCCAUAUCGUGUAACAUGGGACUACUACUUUCUGUCUCGGGAGCAUACACUUGACUUCAGUGAGUGGGAAUCAGCAGCUGAGUAUGAAUAUGUCAAGCAUACGGGUGUUGCAAUUUUCCUGAUGCAAGCAGGGAUGCUAGGGACGCUUCAGGCUCUAUGGGAGGUGUUGCCUCUGUUUGUGAAUUCUGCAUGGGGCGAGAGCUCUAAUGUUGCAUUUCUUGAAAAGCACAUGGGUGCUACCUUCGAAGUACGACCAGAACCAUGGGUUACCAACAUUACUGUUGAGGAUAUCCACUCUGGUGAUUUCCUUGUAUUAUCCAAAAUUCGAGGCAGAUGGGGUGGUUUUGAGACCCUAGAGAAGUGGGUGACUGGAUCUUAUGCCGGUCACAGUGCAGUCUGCUUGAGGGACUCAGAUGGAAACCUGUGGGUUGCAGAAUCGGGGCAUGAAAAUGAGGAGGGAGAAGAUAUUAUUGCUAUCCUUACAUGGGAUGAGUGGUGGGAAUAUGAGCUGACAACAGAUGACGCCAAUCCACACAUAGCGCUUCUUCCUUUGCAUCCUGAUCUCCGGGCCAAGUUCAAUGAGACUGCUGCCUGGGAAUAUGCAAAGAGCAUGUCAGGGUUACCAUAUGGUUACCAUAACUUGAUUUUUAGCUGGAUCGACACAAUCAGUGGAAAUUAUCCCUCACCUCUGGAUGCUAACCUGGUUGCUUCUGUUAUGACUGUUUGGACUCAGAUGGCUCCUGCAUAUGCUGGUAACAUGUGGAGUGAAGCAUUGAACAAACGACUUGGAACUCAGAAUUUAAGUCUUUCUGAGGUUCUUGUUGAAGUUGAGAGACGUGGAUCAUCUUUUGGUGAAUUGUUGGCCAUUCCCGAACAAGACGAUUGGGUUUAUGUCGAUGGGAAGUCAACUUCAUGUAUUGCUUUUGUCUUUGAAUUAUACAAGGAAGCAGGACUGUUUGGGGAACUUGCAAGCUCUAUUCAAGUAACUGAGUUUACGAUAAAAGAUGCGUACUCGCUGAAUUUCUUCGAUAACAAUUCAAGCCGUUUGCCUAAGUGGUGCAACGAUGGGGACACAGUAAAACUUCCCUACUGCCAAAUUAAAGGGAAAUACCGUAUGGAGUUACCUGGAUACAAUACCAUGGAUCCUUAUCCCCACAUGAACGAGCGGUGCCCGUCGUUGCCACCAAAGUAUUUAAGACCAGAAGGCUGCUGAGCUACUACAUUGUCCUGGUAGUUAUGCAGGUUAUUGUGGCUUGAAUCUGAUAUGUAUAUUCUAUUUGAUACAAACUGUAUACAUCCUGUAUAUUCUAGUUAGUUAAUUUGUAAUACUCAAACAAGUUUGGCAUGCCUAAUUCUAUCUGCCAACUCGAGAGUAGCAGUAGCCCAUCAUUGUAAAAUUGCACAGCCCAAAGAUAAUAAUAAUAAUAAUAAUAUUUACUAGUCUCCCUCAAAA
Salvia miltiorrhiza (redroot sage) is the source of this 1978-nucleotide messenger RNA. RefSeq lists its product as uncharacterized. The record is from RefSeq and is a predicted model, not a curated record. Lineage: Eukaryota; Viridiplantae; Streptophyta; Magnoliopsida; Lamiales; Lamiaceae. Bases 158 to 1738 code for a protein of 526 amino acids. The transcript is spliced from 7 exons.